AUGUCUAAAUUUUUGUUCUACGUCUUCUGUGGCUUUUUCUCCGUCUACAUGAUCGCUGGCCCUGGCUGCGGUGUUGUCUGCAAUCUGAUUGGUUUUGGCUAUCCAGCGUACUGUUCGGUUAAGGCGAUUCGGACUGAUACCAAAGAUGACGACACUCAGUGGCUCAUCUACUGGACGACGUUCGCUGCCUUCUCUAUUGUGGACUUCUUUGCCGAGUCUAUAUAUAAAUGGUUCCCGCUCUACUGGCUCGCAAAAAUCAUCUUUCUGCUAUACCUGGCUCUGCCACAAACCCAAGGGGCGCACAAUCUGUAUGUCCAGUAUGUGGAUCCGCUGUUCGACAAAAUGAAUAUGUGA
Meloidogyne enterolobii is the source of this 354-nucleotide messenger RNA. Lineage: Eukaryota; Metazoa; Nematoda; Chromadorea; Rhabditida; Meloidogynidae. The record is from the annotation of a GenBank genome assembly.